This is a messenger RNA of Candidozyma auris, 2058 nucleotides long. RefSeq names its product Mdg1p (gene MDG1). Gene Ontology annotation, molecular function: protein kinase binding. Gene Ontology annotation, cellular component: cytoplasm; nucleotide-activated protein kinase complex; nucleus. Gene Ontology annotation, biological process: signal transduction. The transcript has 2 exons. Bases 1 to 2058 code for a protein of 685 amino acids. The record is from RefSeq and is a predicted model, not a curated record. Lineage: Eukaryota; Fungi; Ascomycota; Pichiomycetes; Serinales; Metschnikowiaceae.
AUGUCUUCUUACACAUUCAAGUGGCCCAGCGGUCCAAAUGAAGUUAUCGUGACUGGAACAUUUGACAACUGGUCCAAGUCCUAUCCUCUUGUGAAGCAGACCGAUGGCUCUUUUGAGUUAAAUGUGCCUCUCGACAGAAGUCAACAGGUGCUUUACAAGUAUGUUGUUGAUGGUGAGUGGACCGUCAGUGAGCAACAGAAGACCACAGAGGACCCAUCCGGAAUCAAGAACAAUGUGUUGGAGCCAUCAGCCUCGACAGAGUCCAAGAAGGACAAUUCCGGCUCGAAAAUACCUGAGGCUGGCGGUAUCACUGCUGCUUCCGGAGCCGCUGCCGCUGCUGCUGCUUCCUCGAAGUCUGACAGCAAAGACGUCAGUACUACUGUCAUGCCAUCUACUGAGGGCAAGCAGACCACUUUGGGUGAACCAGGAAUUCACAUUCCAAAGGAUAAAGAUGCAUUGGCUGCAUUUGAGACCGUUAGAGACGUCGAUCCAAAGACGUUGAAUGAAAAUAAGGACGAGGAAUUUACAAAGGAAUUGACACCUGAGGAGAGAAAGAAGCAGAAAAAGAAAUUGAAGAAAACCCAGUACAAGCUUCGCAAGAAGCAGCAAAAGAAAGCUGCUGCUGUCGCUGGCGGUGGUGCUGUUGGUGGUGCUGGAGCUUCCGCCACAACUACUGGUGACGACGAGAACGGCUCUUACAACUCCGACGAGGAGAAGUCUCCUGAGCCGGAAACAGAGAAUGAGGCUAGCGUCACUGGGGCAAUUCUUGGUGCAGUAGGCGGCGCUGCUGCUGGCGGUGUUGGCGGUGCCCUUGUUGGUGCGCUUGGUGGUGCUACUGCCGGCCACGCGGUGGAGACCCAUGCCGAUAGCGAGGAUGCAACUGCCAAUAAGGCUGUCAAUGAUGAGGCCCCUCACACCUUGGAUCCUGGUAGAAAAGCUCAACUUGACAUUCCAGGCAGUAUUACCGGAGUCGACAGAACUGCCACGAACGACAGCAACGCUGCUGCCACAAAGACCAAAACUGCUGACACAUCAACAUCUGCUGAAUACGUUGACACUCAAGAAAGCCAACAAGGAGGACCUGUUGGUACAGGUGUUGCUGCCAUUCCUGAAGCCAAGAACGCCGAGGAAGGGCUCGAGAAGCAGAAGGAAAACACUACGGACAUUCCUCUUAAAGGUGACUUGACCAGCUCCGGCGCAGCUGCUGUUCCGGUCACUGCAGUGUACGAGAAUAAGAAGGAGCCUUCCGCUGCAGGGGUGUCAUCUGAGCAGGCUCAACAUAUUAUUGAAGAAAACACAAAGUCAUACCCUGCCAAAGCCGACAACUUUGACACUGCUGCCACCCCUGUCACCGCAGUCGAAAAGUCUCUGGAACCUCAGGUAGAUGAGUCCAAAGACAAGUCUGGCGCAGCAGCAGCAGGCGCGGCAGGUGCGGCAGGCGUUGUUGGUGGAACAGCUGCUGCCCAAGCUGCUACUGCCCCUGCAACACAGUCAGCUGAACCAGGUGUGCAACUGCACUCCAUUCAAAAGGAGAAUGCUCCGGCUGCUGUUGAAUCCUCUCAGCCAAGAGCCGAGGGUGGUGAGGUAGCAGGCGUCUUUGGAAGCGGGCAUGCAGUUGCUCCAGAUGUCGGCCCGAAAGAGGUCAGUGCAAAGGAAGUCGAUGCUGCACCAGUCACUAAGGGAGACGACCACAGAUUCGACGCUGAGGACGAAAUCAUCAUUGCUCAAGGUGGUGAGAAUGUCAAGCAGGUCGAAAAGAGAAUUAUUGAGCAAGAAGGCGAUGUCAGUGUGGAACAAAUUCAACCAUCUCCAUCUGAAGCAAGAAGAUUGGCAGAGGAGGCUCAUCUUCUGAAGCAAGCUCAGCUUGCUGCUGAAAGAGCACAGGAAGUUGCUAGCCCUACUAAUCCGUCUUCUGGUCCUGUGAAGCCAGAGAAGGCGCUGCUGAAGAGUGCACCAAAGUCGCCAAAGAAGGCACAGAAGGAACCUAAUGCUGCCCAGCAGCAAGCCACAAAGACCAAGAAAGGUUUUCUUUCCAAGCUUAAGAACAUCUUCAAGUAA